GUAGUUUUUAUUCCAAAUUCAUAUUCAUAUUCGAUAUUAAUAAAUCCUCGACGGCUGCCGCAGCAGUCCACAUCGAUUCCCGGUCCGAUUCGGCAUGAUUCGGCGAUUGUCUGGCGAGUAUUGAGAAGAAGUCAUGGGCUGUGCCAGCAGCACUCCCAUGGUUGCAACGGCGGGCAGCGAAAUGCUAAAAGCCGCCAGCCAUGUCAAACAGAAGGGCGAGGCCGCCGUCCAAGAAGCCUCUGAGACACUGACCACCACUUUGGACACGGCCAAGGAAACCGUUGGCACGGCGGUGGCGGGAAUUACCAAUGAGCUGGGCAACGCCUUCAAGGAGGGCACUCAGACUCUGGACGAGGCCAAGCACAAGGUGAUGGAGGGUCUCCACCUGGAGCAGCCGCAGGAAAGCGAUUCAAAAACCGAUGCAGGAGAGACCACAGUUGAGAUGAGUAAUUCCAGAGCUCCGACUCCCGAACUUCAAGAGGAUGCGGAUAGUCUGAAGACCUCAACACCGGAGCCGGAAAUCGAAAGGGCCUUGGCCAACGAGGAGGAGAGUCCACCCACUCCGAAACCGUCGCUGGAGGAGAUGGUACAGCUUACCGCAGAGGUUUCUCAGGUGGCAGAUGCACCUGCAGUUCCCGCCACCGAAUCGUCCGCUCCUGCAACUGAAGCCCCGGCAGCCGAACCCUCCUCCGCUUCCGUGGAAACUCGUAAAGUGCGUCGCAAGGAGAAAAAGGAUAAAGAGCUGCAGCGGCCCAGCACCACAGAAUGGGAGAAAUUCGCCGAUCAGUUGGCCAAAAGCAAGAAGUUCAAGCCAUACGAGAGCUUUGCCCACAGCCAGAAUAAGUUCUCCGUUUACCAGGAUCACACCAGUCUGCGGGAUAAGCCGAAUCACUAUGAUGGCCACUUCAGUGGUGGAAACUCGCAGAGUGCCUCCCAAUCGGAUUUAUCCAGCGGUCACAUAACACCGGCGCCAACUCGCCGAGGUCAGCGGGAGUUUGCCAAGUUCGUGGCCUCCGAACAGGCGGGUAGCAUUUCAAGGUCCAGCUCCAGGCUCUCGAAUCACGCCACUUCCAGGACCUUCGACUUUAAUCCGCAACGCGAACGCAUCAGUCUUCCAGUGACCAAUCGCAUUGGUUCGGGUAUCCAAAGAGCUCCUGCGGAAAGGAUUUCGGGGUGGGGCAGGGGAAGACCUGCUCCUUUGGCAGAGGAACCUGGAUUUGGCCGCAGAAUGAGCACGGGGGUAUUGCAACCGCCUUUGCGCCCUGAGAGGGAGAAAUUCCUUGGCAUUGGAAACCACCGAGUAGUGCAUCCCAUAACUCCAACAAAAGAUGAUUCAAGAAGAGAAAAGUCUUCCAAGAAGCAGGCCUCCAAGAAUAUUUCCUCCAGAGAGUCGUCUUAUUUGGAGUUGGAACCGCCCAAAGUCGAUAAGAGUCCAUUACGGAUCUCCAAAUCCAUACCAAAACAUAUUGUUCGCUCCAGAGAACCAUCAUAUAAUGAGUUUGAUUCAAUAAAGUCGCACAGGAGUCCUUCGAAAGGAUCAAAACCUUUGGCAAAGAAGUCAGAAAAGAACAUUGCCUCCAGUAAAAGUCCGUUGGGAAGUAAAAAGGAAAUGGUGAGAUCUAGAGAGCCUUCCUAUAUUGAAUUUGAUUCGUUUAAAGAAGGCAAUAGUUCAUUGAGAGUACAAAAACUAUUGGCCAACGAGGUGGUUCGAUCUAGAGAGCAUUCUCUUACUGAAUUUGAUUCUUUUAAAGCGGAUACAAGUCCUUGGAGAAUUUCUAGGGAUAAAACAACAAAUGAAAGCCGUGAUAUGCCAGAAAUGCUUACCAAAACAGAUCGAAUUCCUUCAGAACUUCUGCUUUCCGGAGAUCUUAGUCCUAGUACAGAAAUCCAAACCCCCACAAACCAGAAUGAAAACUCUUUACCCCAAACACCUGAAAAAGUUACCUCACAAACUAUAGUUUCCCCAAUAAAAAGGCCAUCACCACCGAACUCUCGUGCUUCCAGUGCGAUAUCCUCGGACAGCGGAAAUUUAGAUGUGAUAAUCCAGCCCAUGAGCAGUCUAACCACUCCCAGUAUAAAAUCCUUUACCCAAUCACCCGAUCAAGUUGUCUUGGAGGGCUAUGAGGACUCCGAUUUGGAGGCAGCUCUGGCAAAGCUGGAGAUUCUGAGAGGAUCCACUGCUACCUUACAUUCGCUUAGGUCCUGCAGUCCAGGUAAACAUACCUACACAGCAUCCUUGCUCAGUUCUCGAAGAACUUCUCCUUGGGUAAUGAGAAAGAAUUACGGAGGAGCUGUUGGAAAGGAAAAUAAGCCAUCGCCAUUGAUUGAAAGUGCCCGGAAGUCCUUACAAGCCAGCCAUCAAACAAUCGAACGCUGCGAUAUUUGUUAUAAUGAGUUUAUUUUAAAUUAA
Molecule: messenger RNA, 2410 nt
Organism: Drosophila ficusphila
Lineage: Eukaryota; Metazoa; Arthropoda; Insecta; Diptera; Drosophilidae
Exons: 4
Coding region: 134-2410 (758 amino acids)
Source: RefSeq, a predicted model, not a curated record